AUGGCGUCCCCUCUUCUCCUCCUGUGCACCAGCUUGCUCCUCGUGCUCGGCCAUGGCGGGUCGAACUGGAAGGCGGCGGCCCGCACGGUGCCGGUGGAGUACCUGUACCCUCCCUACGACCUCACCUACUUCGAAGCCACCGACACCAACGGCGUCUUCCUCCGCUCCCCCAACGCCACUUUCUCCGCUGCCGUCUACAGCGCCGACGACACCGACUCCUCCGACGCCCACCAGUCCCGCUUCGUCUUCUCCGUCCUCCACGACGCCUCCCGCAUCCCCGUCUGGACCGCCCCCUCCGUCUCCACCACCGUCCUCUCCCUCACCGCCUCUGGCCUCGCCAUCUCCGACCCGGCUGACCAAUCAGGCCCGCCGUCCUGGUCAACUCCCGCCGACCUCGCCGCUCCCGUCGCCGCGCUCCGCCUCCUCGACACCGGUCAGCUUGCCCUCCUCGACGCCGCCAACGCCACGCUCUGGUCCUCCUUCGACGCCCCAACCGACACCCUGCUCCAGGGCCAGACGCUCCCCGUCGGCGUGCCCCUCACGGCCACCGUCUCCGACAGCAACCUCUCCCCCGGAGCCUACCGCCUCAUCCUCACCACCAACGACGCGCUCCUCCAGUGGCAAACCUCCGAGUCCGGUGGUGGUUUCGUCACGUACUGGGCGCUCUCCUCCGACGCCGCCUCCGUCAAGCAAUCCAACAAGGCCGUCCACUCCAUGAAGGUCAACGCCUCCGGUAUCUACCUCCUCGCCGACAACGCCAUCGACACCGUCUUCACGCUCCUCUUCACCGGCCCCUCCACCUCUAACAAGUUCCUCAAGGUGGAUUCCUCUGGCCGCCUGCGCGCGCUGAGCAUGGCCUACUCACCCACGGCGGGGCGGGCCACGCUCCCCGCCGUCUGGAAUGCUCCGGCGAGCGACUGCGACCUCCCACUGCAGUGCGGCUCCCUCGGCCUCUGCACGCUCGGAAACAACACUUCCUCCUGCACGUGCCCCGACGACUUCAGCACGCGCAACAGGGGCGGAUGCUCGCCCGCCGAUGGCUCCACGCUCCCCGUCCCAGCACAGACCUGCAACGCGUCGUCGUCUUCGGCAGCAACAGAAGCGGCUUACUCCUACAUGAGUUUGGGUCACGGGAUCGGCUACUCCGGCAGCAAUUUCGCGGUUGCCGCGACGGCCGGCGACGCGCUCCCGGCGUGCCGCGACCUGUGCUCCGCCAACUGCUCCUGCCUCGGCUUCCUCUACAAGAACUCCUCCAAAUCGUGCUACCUCCUGCACGAUCAGAUCGGCUCCGUCUUCCGCGCCAACACAAACAGCAGCGAGCUGGCCGGCUUCGUCAAGACGCUCCCGCUGCCGUCGCGCCGCCACGGCAGUGGCUCGUCCACGCUGAGCCCCAUAACGAUCGCGUUCGGCAUCGUGCUGCCCACCAUGGCGGCGGUGGUAAUCACCUUCCUGCUCUACGUGCUGGCCGCGCGGUGGCUCAAGAACCGCCCUGACGGCGGUGGCAAAAAGAAUAAGAGGAAGACGAAGCACAGCGGACACGGCCGCAGCUGGUUCAUGAUUCAGAUGAUGUCGUUGUCGUCGUCUAGGGCGUCGUCCAACGUCCCGUCGGAGAAUGGGGAUGACAACGAGGACCAUCAUGACGAUGACGACGACGCGGUGCUCAUCCCCGGGCUGCCUGCCCGCUUCACGUUCGCCGACUUGGAAACGGCGACCAGCGGGUUCAGGUCGCAGAUCGGCUCCGGCGGGUUCGGGUCCGUGUACCGCGGCGAGCUCCCCGACCGGACAACGGUGGCCGUGAAGCGGAUGAACAACCUGGGCACGCAGGGGCGCCGCGAGUUCCUGACGGAGAUCGCCGUGAUCGGCAACGUCCACCACGUCAACCUGGUGAAGCUGCGGGGCUUCUGCGCCGACCAGUCCCGGCAGCUGAUGCUCGUGUACGAGUACAUGUCCCGCGGCUCCCUGGACCAGUCCCUCUUCCUUUCCCGCUUCGGCGGUGGCGACACCGGCGCGUCUGCCAGCAAGAAGAGGACGCUGUUGGAAUGGCCGGAGCGGGUGGGGGUGUGCGUGGGCGCGGCUCGUGGGCUGGCGUACCUGCACGCCGGCUGCGAUCGGAAGAUCCUGCACUGCGACGUGAAGCCGGAGAACAUACUGCUGGAUGACCGCGGCGGCGUGAAGAUCGCCGACUUCGGGCUGGCGAAGCUGCUGAGCCCGGAGCAGUCGGGGCUGUUCACGACGAUGCGGGGCACCAGGGGCUACCUGGCGCCGGAGUGGCUCACCGACGCGCCCGUCUCUGACAAGGCCGACGUCUACAGCUUCGGCAUGGUGCUGCUCGAGAUCCUGCGCGGUACCAAGAACUCCAAGCUGGUGCACCAAGACGAGGAGGACACUGCCACCGGCAGCGUCGCCUCGGUGUCUGGCAGCACCUCGUCGGACGGCCGCGGCGGCGGCAGCUACUUCCCGGCGGUGGCGCUGGAGGUGCACGAGGAAGGGGGUCGGCGGUACGGGGAGCUGGUGGACCCGAGGCUGGAGGGCAGAGCGAACGCGGCGGAGGUGGCGAGGGUGGUGCGGGUGGCGCUCUGCUGCCUCCACGAGGACGCGUCGCUGCGUCCGCCAAUGACGGCCGUGGCCGCCAUGCUCGACGGCAGCAUGGAGGUGCGCGAGCCCAGACCAGAGCAGCUGGCCUACCUCAGGAUGUACGGCCGAGGCAUCGGCGGCGGCAAGUGGAAGGCCUCCCACCUCACGACCGGCGACGGCGCCAGCAUCAGCUUGUCGCAGCAAUCAUGCGUGUCGGCGCAGCAGCUCUCGGCUGCCAGAUAGAUGACAGUCGACAGACGCUGCUCAGCCUGCCAGUGCAAUGGGGAAUGCAAAUUUUGGGUGUAAAUCAAAAAGGGCGUCUUCUUUUUGUCGAAAAUGUUGUGAAUAUAGCAUACAGAUACAAAUCUCCGUUCCAUCUCCUGUGCAUGUGUUUUUCAUCUUCUUUUGCCGGAAAAUUGUACAGCACA
Molecule: messenger RNA, 3002 nt
Organism: Lolium rigidum
Lineage: Eukaryota; Viridiplantae; Streptophyta; Magnoliopsida; Poales; Poaceae
Product: G-type lectin S-receptor-like serine/threonine-protein kinase At5g35370
Exons: 1
Coding region: 1-2817 (938 amino acids)
Biological process (GO): protein phosphorylation
Molecular function (GO): protein serine/threonine kinase activity; ATP binding
Source: RefSeq, a predicted model, not a curated record